GCCGCUUGAUAUUACCCAGUAGAUUCAUCCGCCGCUAGACAAUAUUCCCGAGACAACUUGACAGAUUAUUCCCCCGCUGCGCGGCUGCGCGAGUAAGUUUUGCGCGUGUGUGCGGCGCGUGUUCAGGGAACAUUGGCCCGUUGACCAUCCUCUUGCGCCAGACGCGCGCUCCUUUCCUUUACCCCCCCUUCGAGAGACCGUUCCAUUCAGCCAUCUCCAUUGGCUUUCGAUGCGCUCCUAGCGGCGGUCCUCUACCCUACUUACACACCUCGGGAGGUAACCUCACACUCGUUCUCACCCAAAGCGGGCUACCGGGCUUGCGCACACACAAUUAUACAAAUGGCUAUGGAUCCUACACCGAGUCAGCCGACCUCGUCCGGGUCCGGUCCCCUCCGGAUACCCGAACCAGCUGCCCCGUCGUCCUUUGCCCCCUCGGAACCGGGCGUAGUAGACUCGCCGGUAUCGCCCGCCUCGCCAAACGCCUUCGCGCGGUUUGAAUUCGAGGCCGGCCGCGGAAACGAGGGAUCCAAGAUUCUUAUGGUGGAAUGGGAUCCGACACCGUCUGGGGAGGACGGUUGGGUCGUGACGUGGGAAACUAAGACGACGACAUUUCCAGUCGCGGAGAGAGUGGAGGACGAGGAAGAGGAUAUUGAGAAGAAAGGACAGCGCCGACAACGUGUUUACUUCCUGUUACCUUCGGAUGCCGUAGUACCCCCCAUAGUAACCAUUUCUCACGCCAGCUCGAGCCGAGCGUUGAUGGCUAAGGCGAUGCCGGCCAUCUUCGCGCCGGGACUCGGGAUCGGGUCUCGUGAUGCGGGCCGCCGCGGCGUUUUGCACACGGUAUGGGCGCGGCUGCGGGCCGGACAGCUCCAGGAUGAGAUCCGUGCUGAGCUCCGCGACAAUAGCGAGAGCGUGGGGCUCGAGAUGGCUGUCCAGGAACGCCUCUGGAUCAUCGACCACUUCGGCCUCGAUGAUCUCCGCGUUCCUGAUGCUGGUUGCAACGUCGCUGGUACCGACUCUGUAUCUCAGGCACCUCCGCAGAGCCCGCGUUCCCCGAUAGGUGGUCGUCUAGGCGAGAAGUUAAAGGGGCUGAAGCUGGCGACUUCGCCGUCGGACUUGGCCAAUCAUUCAGGUACUCACUACUCGCAUCAACACAACCAAUAUAUCCCAAAGCGCGAUCCGCCUCCCCCAGGCAGGAAAGAGACAACAGCGUUAAGAACAGGUGCAGAUACUAGCAACGUAGCGUCCCUCGAUGCCGUUCUCGGCGGGAACGCGCAAGCAGUCGCUGCACCACCCGCGACCCAGACUAAAGAGACGGAAGACGAGCUAUUUGCGCUGCCGAUGAGCCCGCGCAGCCCCGACAUGAAGGCCAUGAGUCCGUUCAGUCUUCUAAAAUGAGAUAAGCUCGGAAAAGAAGUCGGUAGAUAUCUCGCGCGAGAUAGGUUAUAUAUAGUGAGGCAUAUGAAACUUGGAGUUGGGCUUUAAUACGAUACUAGAGAAUUCAUAUAUAUGAUAGAUGCGAGAGCUCACUUGAGAAAGCAGACGGGACGACGUAGACAAGGGGAAUGAGAUGGCCUGCU
Messenger RNA from Daldinia loculata, 1580 nucleotides. RefSeq lists its product as uncharacterized. The transcript is spliced from 2 exons. The record is from RefSeq and is a predicted model, not a curated record. NCBI's taxonomy places the organism in Eukaryota, Fungi, Ascomycota, Sordariomycetes, Xylariales, Hypoxylaceae. The coding region runs from base 340 to 1398 and encodes 352 amino acids.